AUGAUGGCUCAGUCUGCCUACCCUGAGUUGGUGCCAAUGUAUACGUUACCACAACAACCGCCCCAAACGCCUAUCAACGAGCCUCAUCUGUGCCAGCGGUGGUCUGGAUGCGAUUGCCACACGACUGAGUUUUCCAUGGCCUCCGUGCACCAGGAAGUCGAGAUUCAAGCCUAUCGGUUGUUCGACUCAACAGCAGGGACUACGUCAGACUUCUCGACGGCCACUUGGGCAACCCAACGCGAAUCGUGGCCUACGUACCAGCAGUCAGACUUCCAGCCACCUGAAACCAUGACAUACAGUUCACACCAUCUAUGGCCAAAUCCCGUUGACAGUCCUCCUAUCCCAGGCCAAAUUUGGCAGUACACACCCGAUUUUCAACUCCAGGCUAGCCCGGCCCCAGGAACAACGGCAACAUGCCAUACGCCGAGGGUGUCUAAAAGUCGACAGCCGGAAUCGAUGAGUCAACCACCCAUGAAGAAGACACGUCUUGUAGCGAGAGAGCACGUCUCACCGAUGUAUAUGGCUUCUUUCGACGCAAACACGAAUGGCACCGAGGCCGCCAACGAGCACAAGGAAAGUGACCAUGACACUUGCUCUUCACCAAGACCGGAAGGGAAAAAGACGUAUCGCGUCAAGAACCGAGCCGCCGCAAAGCGAUGCCGCGAGAAGACAAAACAGCAUGAGCUAGAUCUCGCCGCUCAAGAGCAGCGAGUCACACAGGAGCGAAUGUAUCUCGAUGCCUGUGUAUCUGCGCUCAAAAACGAGGUUCUGGUUCUGAGAAGCCAGAUUCUCGAACACGGGGACUGCGACUGCGAGAUGAUACGAGGAUAUAUUGCAAGAACAGCCAACAAUGUCAGCAUCGGGCUUCAUGGAGAACGCCAGCUGGUUUAG
This is a messenger RNA of Colletotrichum abscissum, 891 nucleotides long. RefSeq lists its product as uncharacterized. Gene Ontology annotation, molecular function: DNA-binding transcription factor activity, RNA polymerase II-specific; RNA polymerase II cis-regulatory region sequence-specific DNA binding. Gene Ontology annotation, biological process: regulation of transcription by RNA polymerase II. The record is from RefSeq and is a predicted model, not a curated record. The transcript has a single exon. Lineage: Eukaryota; Fungi; Ascomycota; Sordariomycetes; Glomerellales; Glomerellaceae. Bases 1 to 891 code for a protein of 296 amino acids.